Molecule: messenger RNA, 1877 nt
Organism: Athalia rosae (coleseed sawfly)
Lineage: Eukaryota; Metazoa; Arthropoda; Insecta; Hymenoptera; Athaliidae
Exons: 3
Coding region: 1-660 (219 amino acids)
Source: RefSeq, a predicted model, not a curated record
AUGAUUGCUUCGAACGACUUGACCCGGUUAAACGUACCCGCUGAUCCCAAAUUUGUACAGCCGUUGUUCGAUAUCAAUGCCACGAAAUACCGUGCAACGAUCGAAGAAACGCCUCGCGUUACACUGUACCAUCGAUUGCGAGAGAAACACGUCAACGAGUGUUACCCGGCACGUGGCAAGACGUCGCGUGUUACUUCCGACCGCGACGAAAGAAACUACCGUCUCGGUGUCCAAGACAAGACUGCCUCGGCGAAAGCCUGUCCGCUGUCAGCCGGGUCGCGUGCUAAGAGGUUGGGAACUACGCCCACGUCACCCGGCACCGGCACCUUCUUCCUGCUGCUGUACACCGCUACCCGUCGUCGUCUCCACCUCAGAGUCGUCUACUACGGGCAACGCGAACGUCGGGAUCAACCGGCGACAGCGAGAGGAACUCGACGAUGCACUCGAUGCGCUGACCGGUGCGGAGCAUCGAUCAAACGAGGCGACGAUAAGCGCGGAGCUUUUCAUACGAACGAGUAUACCUAUUUUCUGUGUUUCGUGUUCUGCGAACGUCCUGCGAGGGGAUCAAAGGAUCUUUGGAUGUGGACGUUGAAUCGUUACGGGCGAGAGAAUCCAGGAAAUUUGGGAGAAGGACGUUGCCGUCACCCGUUCGUAUACUGAUGCAAGUAUUAUAGGGUUAAUUUGAAAAAAAAAAAAAAAAAACAUAGAAACAGGUAAGCAUGCGAGCACCGAACUCACACAGCCCCUCGAUUAUGCGGAUGGAUCCGUCCGCGGAAGAGUCCGAAGAUGUGCUCCGGAAUCUGCACGUGUUACAAGGCUAUCAAAAUUCAGUUAAAACCUCCGGAGUCGCCGGCGAGAACAAGUUCAAGUUCGACGAGCGGAUGUGACGGUCCGCGUCGUAAAGAUAUGGAAAAAGAUUUAUAUGUAUAUAUAUAUAUAUGGGAGCGGUUAGGACCUAAGGGUCACCAGAGGUCGCAAGCCACGUGUUAGAAAGUAAAAGAAAAAUGGAAAACGGUAACGAUCUCGAAUGCAAAAACUAAAAUUACUUGGGUAUUCCACAUAAAAAUGUGGUUGGCGUACAAAUAACAUAAAUAUGUAUAGAUAUACCGUUUGGGCCUGUUUUAACGGGUUAGAAAUCACGUCUGAUUCAAUGAUGUAACUACAAGAGAGAAAAAUUCAUUUUUUGAAGGCCAGUGCAGCGACCAGCUCCCGAUUUCAUAAGAUUAUCUAACCGAUGGCGAUGUACCUAUUCGAUGGUCGGUCGGGUGAAUAGACGAGGAACGAUGAUGGUAUAAUAACGUUUCAUCGGACCCUGGUUUGUAACCUCGCCGAUGUUAUAAUAGAAAAGUUGUUGUAGCUGCCGCUCAAAGUCACGCAAUGCGUUCGCGUUCGGUCAUAGAAAGGAAUAACUCGCGUGAACGCUGGACGUGUGCUCGGCGCUUAAAAGAGGUAUAGAAAGUUGCGUAACUUUACACCCAAGCUCAAAGGGAGAGGAAACUUUCUCGUGACUGUCACUCGACGUGGUAUUCUGUGUAAUAAUGUGCUCCGGGCUCCAACGGACCGAGCUUGGGUACAGCACUGCUGCUGUGGUGUGUUCACCGUACCCACUCUCGUUUGUACGGUACUUCGGCGACGACUAUGCUGCAAAACUUCAACUCCCAGUCUUCGCUGUAUAGUCGGCGGUACGUACGUUACAUUGACCUGGACUGCAGGACUCGCGGAGCCCCUGCGGUAGACGCCGGGCAAUCGUACGAAUAGCCAGAGAUUUAUGUAUCUGAUGUGGUAUGAGGGGAUAGUCACGGAUUGAUCAUUAUUGGUACUGCUAUUAUCAUUUUGCGAGAUGAAGGUACGUUCGUUUUUCCAAGGCAAUCCGAUAA